Messenger RNA from Penicillium canescens, 1233 nucleotides. It is a transcript of the gene ayg1, whose product is annotated as heptaketide hydrolyase ayg1. The record is from RefSeq and is a predicted model, not a curated record. The coding region runs from base 1 to 1233 and encodes 410 amino acids. The transcript has 5 exons. Lineage: Eukaryota; Fungi; Ascomycota; Eurotiomycetes; Eurotiales; Aspergillaceae.
AUGGCCCCCUGGAUUCUUGGAGACAAAUUCGACACCGUCUACCCCCAUCAGGGGUCGAUGAAGGCCCUGUGGGAGAUGAAAUGGAAAUUCCCGUGCACGAAAUCCAUCUAUCCGUUCCACGAUGGAUCGCUGGAGGACUUCGAGCCCAUUUUCGAGAAGCUGAUUGCUGAAAACAUCAACGAUGCCAACGACGAUGCGUAUACUAACGCCUUCCUGCCCACAGCAUCAGCUCUGGAAAAAGAAGCAGACAAAGCCCUAAGCGAUGGCCACCGAGACCGCGCUGCAGAUCUCUACCGUCGCGCUGCAGUAGUCCUGCGAAUCUCACGUUUCCCAUACGUGAGUCCAAACGCACGCCCAGAGACCUCCAUCAAGCGCCGGGCCUUCAACCACCAGAAGGAGGUCUACAUAAAGGCAGCAUCGCUGUGGAACCCAGUCCUCAAAGAAGUGAUGAUUCCACACACGCACCACGCCGGCAACGACCGCGGCCGGGAAAUCCCAGCCUACAUCCGCGUACCGGAAGAAGCCAGCGCACAGAACCCCGUGCCGGUCGUGCUGCUCAUGACCGGACUUGACGGAUACCGUCCUGACAACAGCCAGCGCAGCCAUGAGAUUGUCAACCGUGGCUGGGCGACGGUUAUUGUUGAGAUCCCCGGCACAGCGGAUUGCCCUGCUGACCCUGCUGACCCGGAGUCGCCUGAUAGACUGUGGUCGAGCGUGUUGGACUACAUGUCUCUGAGACCUGAGUUCGACAUGUCCCGUGUUGCGGCUUGGGGUCUUAGUGCUGGUGGUUUCUAUGCCAUCCGCGCGUCUGUCAUGCACCGUGAUCGACUCGCUGGUUCUGUUGCUCAUGGGCCUGGGUCGCAUUAUGUUUUCGACCCUGAGUGGCUGGCCCAUGCUAACGACCAUGAGUAUCCGUUUGAUCUCACUCCAUGCAUGGCUGAGAAGUACGGCUAUGACAGCGACGCCGACUUCAAGAAGAACGCGCAGAAGAAGUUCUCACUGAUUGAGACUGGCAUCAUGGACCAGGACAACUGCCGCCUCCUUCUGCUCAAUGGUGUGAACGAUGGUGUCGUUCCCAUUGAAGACUGUAUGGUUCUUAUGAACCAUGGCGGUCCUAAGGAGGGCCGGUUCUUCGAGAACCUGGUCCACAUGGGAUACCCUCACAGCCUGCCUGUUGCUUACAAGUGGCUGGAGAGUGUGUUGUCUCCCAACGUGACACAGGCGAAGAACUGA